Messenger RNA from Trifolium pratense (red clover), 849 nucleotides. RefSeq names its product probable glutathione S-transferase. Gene Ontology annotation, molecular function: glutathione transferase activity. The coding region runs from base 79 to 735 and encodes 218 amino acids. The record is from RefSeq and is a predicted model, not a curated record. Gene Ontology annotation, biological process: glutathione metabolic process. NCBI's taxonomy places the organism in Eukaryota, Viridiplantae, Streptophyta, Magnoliopsida, Fabales, Fabaceae. The transcript has 2 exons. Gene Ontology annotation, cellular component: cytoplasm.
UAGUUGAACAAGGCAAAUGACUACAUAGAUCACAGUCUAUAAAAGGGCUGGUGUUGGUUUAGAAAAACAUAAGCUAGAAUGACAGAUAUUAAACUACAUGGAUUUUGGUAUAGUCCUUUUACUUUAAGGGUAGUAUGGACCCUAAAUCUGAAGGGUAUACCAUAUGAGAACAUAGAGGAAGAUCGUUUCAACAAGAGUCCUCAACUUCUUGAAUAUAACCCAAUUCACAAAAAGACUCCUGUGCUAGUUCAUGAUGGAAAACCUAUAUGUGAGUCCAUGAUCAUUGUUGAAUACAUUGAUGAGAUAUGGCCACAGAGCUCAUUGCUUCCUGUUGAUCCUUAUGACAGAGCUCAAGCUCGAUUUUGGGUUAAAUAUGUUGAUGAAUUGAUUUUAGCUAUUAGGGUACACUUUCGUAGCAAAAGUGGUGAAGAGCGGGAGAAGGCCAGAGAGAAUAUAUGGGAGCGACUCGGAGUUGUUGAGGAUCAGUGUUUGGAUGAUCAGAAGAAAUUCUAUGGGGGAGAUACCAUUAAUAUUGUAGACAUAGCUCUUGGAUCUUUUGUUAAUUUUAUUAAGGUUCAGGAUAGGUUAGAAGUGAAGAUCUUGCAAACUGAGAGGUUUCCCCGCUUGCAUUUAUGGUUUAAUAAUUUCAAGGAUGUUCCGAUCAUCCACGAAAACACCCCUGACCAAGAGAAGUGGGAAGCUUUUCUUAUUGAAAAAAACAAGGCAUCUUCUUGAGAAAAUUAUGGCGUCUAUGAAUUGAUACACAAAGCAUUUGUAUCUUCAUAGGUCAUCUUAUCAUGUGUAUUGUAUUUCUUUAUGCUAAUAAAGCUACUUUACGUUGUCUUUGUA